AUGAACCGUUUAUUUGGACUUGGCAACCCUCCAGCUUAUGGCGUGCCCGCCGAAGACGAGCUUCCGGCAGGCGAAAAGCCGUCAACGAAUGCCGACGGAUCCCUGUACAUUUCGCUUCCCAAGAAAGAUGGAGUCAUGCAGCAAACCUGUAUGUACACAUCCUGCAGAGCUAUCGUGCGACCAACGGCUAAGCAGCAUGCUUUCGAGUUGGUUGUGUCCAAUACCGACGAAGACGAUGCAGCGAGCUCUGUUUAUCCCUCCGAUUCAGUCUUUGCAAUCGAGCAAUCCGCUCGAUUUGAAUGUGCCGAUACUCAGUGUGGCUGGUCGGACCGCACAACGAAAAGGUACAGCCUUGACUUUGAUGACGCCUCCGCUGCGUCCAAGUUUUUCGAUGCGUUGGCAACUGCUUUAUUUGAGGCCAUCCAUUCUCGAGAGCCGCGGCCUGAUGAGGAAGGCGACAUGCGCCAACUCGUAUCGGGACAGAAAGCGGAACGCCCAUCAGAGAUCUUGGUGACGUCCGGGGAGUUGCUGCGUGUGUCCGGCGAGCUGUUCAAUUUCAAUACGACAAACGAUACGUUUGAAACGAUCAUUCCAAGCGUCGUUGUAACCAUUAAUUCUGCAAUCGCAAAGGAGGAUAGGAGUCGCGCUUAUAUGAUGUCGGUCUUCCAAGAAGACACCGGCGAUGCGGUUUUCGAAUGUGAAGUCAAUAACGACAUGAAUGCUCAAUUCUACGCCCGCACCCUGUCCAUGGUCUGGAUGCUCAACCGUUUUGAUGAAGCCGAUACGGAAACACAGGAAUGUGACUCGAACAACCAGGUUUGCCUUUCAAUUGUAGUUGAAUCCGCAGAAGAUUUCGUCUCGAUGAGGAAUCAAUACUCUGUAUGCUUGUUUGAGGUGAACCAUCAAGCAUCUAUGGAAGACUUGAAGUUGAAAGAAUAUGACAGGGAGUACAUUAUUCAAAGUGAGCGUGACGACGUUGAGCCAAUGGAGAUUGAAGAAAGUGGCGAGGAGGACGAAGAUAGAAGAGUGCUCGAAGACGAACGGCCACAGUCGAGGGCAGGUGGCCUGGAUGAGAAUGAUGGCAUGGCCAACAGUCAGCUUGCUGUUUCCGCAAGCUCAGACCGUACAUUUGUAGUGCGAGGGAACCAGAUGGGCGUGUUUCAAACUGGCGAUGACGGCGCCAAGUUUAAGACAACGGUUCGUUUCAAGGACCCCUCAGGAAAUGGGCGGUCCUUCCUUCCAUCAAACAUUCUUCUCCAUGAACAAGACAAGUCCAUGCUGGUUCUGGAUUCACAAGACCCUACUAAGAUGAUGCGCAUGGAUUUAGAACGAGGAGAAAUUGUGGAUACCUGGUCUGGUCCUCUCACGAAGAAUACCCCCGUUCAUGCUGUCCAUCGCGUCGCCAAAUAUUCGAAUCUCACAGAUACGAAGGAGUUUGUGGGUCUCAACAAAAAUCAGCUGCUGAGAAUGGAUCCUCGAACGCGAGAGUUCAUUGUUCAAAGCAAGAAGUACGCUGCGAGCACACGCGCCAAGCUGGGAUGCGUUGCAACAACAGGAAGCGGCCAUUUGGCUGUGGCAUCCGAAAACGGGGACGUACGACUUUACGACCAAAUUGGCAAAAACGCCAAGACACAUUUACCAGGGCUUGGUGAUAACAUCAUAGGUAUUGAUGUUUCUGAGGAUGGGAAGUACAUUCUUGCAACAACAGCAAAAUACCUGGUUAUCAUUAACACAGUGGUCCAGGCAGAAAGCCAGCAUUCAGGGUUUCUGAAAUCAAUGGGCAAGCACAAGCCUGCUCCGCGCAAGUUAGUGAUCAAGCCCGAAGACAUUCACAAAAAUCGAAUGGGAGAGAUCAACUUUACUCCGGCGCAUUUCAAUACGGGCAGCUCUUUGGAGCGAAGCAUUGUGACAAGUACUGGUCCUUUCAUUGUCACCUGGAAUUUCCGAUCGGUCAAACUCGGAAAGCUUCACAACUACAAUAUCACAAGAUACAUGGACAAUAUUGUUGCAGAUGACUUUGCCUAUAACGAUGAUGGUCGCAUUGUCGUGACGCUUCCCAAUGAUGUUACUGUCGCGCGCAAGAGAUAGUAUCAGUAUGAAUACGUCUGACAAGCGCUUCCAGAUACAUCUGAUAACAUCCCUAAAAGAAGGCCGCUAGACGCUACUGCGCUGAAAUGGAUGUGAUAUCUACAUAUUCAUGACCUGAGGAGUGAAGUAUCGAAAUUGUACAACAAAAAAGACGAGUAUGACGACGCAUGCAUUGUUUAA
Chondrus crispus (carragheen) is the source of this 2268-nucleotide messenger RNA. RefSeq lists its product as hypothetical. Gene Ontology annotation, molecular function: protein binding. The transcript is spliced from 2 exons. Bases 1 to 2088 code for a protein of 695 amino acids. Gene Ontology annotation, cellular component: cytoplasm; nucleus. The record is from RefSeq and is a predicted model, not a curated record. Lineage: Eukaryota; Rhodophyta; Florideophyceae; Gigartinales; Gigartinaceae.